UGAAGGUCAUUGUAAUAUAAUAUGGAGAUUCUGUAGUAUCAGUAAUGAAUGUAGUACUACAUUAAUCAGUGCUUCAGGUGAUAAAACUGUUAGGUUCUGGGAUUUAAUUACAAGAAAAUGUGUACAUGUCCUUAGGUAUUUUCAAGGCAGUCUUGAUCCAAACUCUCAAAUACUGGCAUGUGAUUUUAUACAAGGCAAAGAAGACUAUAGCAAACUCUCCAUUGGUACUUAUGAUGGGUGCAUUUACAUUGGCAAUUUAGUCGAAUAAUGGCUGAACAAUUAUUAUGUUUGUUUGAUCAAUGUUUUUCUUUUGAUGUCAUCUGUGAAGUUUCCUUUGAGAUGGGGGAUAUUAUAGUAUCAUUACAUUUCCCACACAAGCUAGUCUGCAUGUGUAUUGUGUUCUUUCCCCUACAUCAUGACCUCCCUUUCAUGUACCAUGAAUAUCACUUAGUUGUGUCUUGAGUGGAAAUUGGAUCCUAAUGAAUUUUCUUUGUAUUUCUUGUGAACUCUCCCUAAUCCCUACACAGACAAAGAUUUCAUUGCAUUUGUCCAAAAUGGGCAUAGGACCAUCAAGUGUCAAUUUUUCUAAAGUAGAUGAAUUGAAAAAAAAGAUUGAUGAUAUACAUGAUGGUGCUCUGAAAAAAAUUGAUGAAUGCCACGAGAAACAUGUUGGAGAGGAGGCCCAUGUGUUAAUGCUGAGAGUCUGAAUUUAUUUUUCCAUCAAAUUGAGAACAAGAUGCUACUAGUAGCGGUUGUGGGGGAAGGCAGUUCUGGUAAAAGUACUCUUAUUAAUGCCUUUUUAAGAGACAAAAUCUUACCAUCAGGAAUUGGAAAAGUUACUGGUUUUAGGAUAUUUAUUGGGCAUGAUAAAGAUGUUCAUGAAGAUCCUUGUUCCACUGGGUACUGUAAGAAUUGUCCAUAUUUGAUCAGAGGUUUUGGAAAACAUGAUAAAUUGUCACGCGCACAGUGCUAUGGAGUAAAGAAAAUUGAAUCAAAAAUAAGAAAAGAGAACCAACUAGAUGAUAAGGACCAAAAAGACCCUCUUGUUAUUUAUACUUACAUUCCGUUAUUUGAUUCAUUGAGCUCUUCAGCCCAUUUUACACCUUACCUUGUGGACUCUCCUGGAGUUGAAGUUAUCAAUGAUGAUGUUAAGUCAUACUACAGCAUAUUGUCUGCUAUGGUUUAUGUUGAGAGUUACCAAAGACUGCUACAAAAUGAAGAAAACAUUAAGAAAGAGUUAGGUUUCAAGCCAAAAGAUGCAUCAUUAUAUUUUGCUGUGAGUCAGUUUGACAAAUACUACACAUCUUAUGCUGAUGAGGAAAAUCCUGAUGAAGAAGAGACUAAAGAUAAAGUUAAAUGUAAUUUGAAGCUGGUUAAACGUGAAGAAGUGUUUCCUGUUUCUGGUGAGUGGGCUCUACGUGCACACCUUGCAAGGAGGUAUAAGGAAAAAGAUGAGAUUUCACGAGGUGCUGUUGAAGAGGCUUAUAAUAAGAUACCAAACCAGAGAGUUGUUGGUAUGUUAAGUAAUAAAACUGCAUUAGUUUUGAAAUCUUCAGCCUUUGAAAAUUUAGAAAAAAAUUAAAAUACUCAAUUAAAGCAACAAACUUUGAGGUGUGGAAUAAAAUGAUGUAUAAACAAUGUAUCAAAUUUUUG
This is a messenger RNA of Amphimedon queenslandica, 1653 nucleotides long. RefSeq names its product lissencephaly-1 homolog. The transcript is spliced from 9 exons. Lineage: Eukaryota; Metazoa; Porifera; Demospongiae; Haplosclerida; Niphatidae. Bases 653 to 1582 code for a protein of 309 amino acids. The record is from RefSeq and is a predicted model, not a curated record. Gene Ontology annotation, molecular function: GTPase activity; protein binding.